This is a messenger RNA of Aureobasidium musti, 570 nucleotides long. The record is from the annotation of a GenBank genome assembly. Lineage: Eukaryota; Fungi; Ascomycota; Dothideomycetes; Dothideales; Saccotheciaceae.
GACAUGGAUGGCGAGCAAACCCCGGCGGAAUCGACUCCUACGAGCGAAUCGGCUCCAUCAAGCACCAAGGCAGUUGCAGGACCAGCAUUGCAACGCCCAGUGGACGCCAAAGUCACCAAGCCGAAACGCAGCGUGGUUCAUGUUGCAUGUGCUUGUUGCAGGCGACUUCGUAUCAAGCUANNGUGCGACGGAGUACGACCGACUUGCCAACCAUGCGCCAGGAGAUACGAGGACUGUGUGUACGAUGUCGAGGCCAACACGACACGAUCCAACGCGCUAAAGCGCAAGAAUGAGGAGCUGGUAAAGGAGAACUCUCAGCUCCGAACGCUGUACGACUUCCUACAGAACCGGCCCCUGGUCGAGGCUGAGGAGAUUUUUCGUCGCAUCCGCAGCACUCGAGAUCCACUCGAAGUCUUGCGCCAUGUUUCGACUGCCGACAUGCUCAUGGCGCAGACGACUGUCUCUGAAAGGCACACACAGAGUCAGGAUCCUCAAAGCAGUUCUUCCAACAGGAACUAUGCCCCUGGGUCCGGUACACUCAAGUAUGAUCCUGUUCACGACAGUCAGUGA